Aegilops tauschii subsp. strangulata is the source of this 1458-nucleotide messenger RNA. RefSeq names its product arogenate dehydratase 2. Gene Ontology annotation, cellular component: cytoplasm; chloroplast. Lineage: Eukaryota; Viridiplantae; Streptophyta; Magnoliopsida; Poales; Poaceae. Gene Ontology annotation, biological process: L-phenylalanine biosynthetic process. The record is from RefSeq and is a predicted model, not a curated record. Gene Ontology annotation, molecular function: arogenate dehydratase activity; prephenate dehydratase activity.
CGCGGGGAUCAUUUUCCUAUUUCGCUUCUCGACUUCCCCAAUCGGCCACCCCCCACCUCCGCCUUCCUUCCUGGCCAGCGCGGCGGCUUAUGGCCUCCAUGACCACACCUCGGCUCCCCUUCCUCCCCGCCCGAACCCGCUCCGCCGUCGCCGCCACCUCCUCUUCGUCCCCCUCCUCCCCGCUACCACGCCGCUCCAUCAAAUGCAGCAGCUCCACCAACGCUAACUCGGCCCCCCUCCCUUCCACAUCGCGGCAGCCCCGGGCGCCCGUGGCGGACGGCGUAGGGUCCGCCGACCUCAACGGCCUCCGGGCCCCGCCUAUACCUGUCGCGGACUCCCCUCUACCCGCGUACCGCGAUCCGCACGGGCUGCCUCGGCCUCUCACUAGUGCGGAUCUGAUGGAGUCGAGCGGGGAGGGGCUCAAGGUUGCCUACCAGGGCUUCCCUGGAGCGUACAGCGAGGCUGCAGCAAAGAAGGCCUAUCCAAAUUGCCAGACAGUGCCCUGUGAGCACUUUGAUACUGCAUUUCAGGCUGUUCAAAACUGGAUAGUUGAUAGGGCGGUACUGCCACUUGAGAAUACUCUGGGUGGUAGUAUACAUCGGAACUAUGACCUUUUACUUCGGCAUGAGCUGCACAUAGUUGGAGAGGUUCGCCUUGCAGUUCGGCAUUGCUUGUUAGCCAAUCGUGGAGUGAAGAUCGGAAACCUAAGAAAUGUCAUCAGUCAUCCCCAGGCUCUUGCGCAAUGUGAGCAUACGCUGACAGAGUUAGGAAUUGAACAUAGACAGGCUGUUGAUGACACUGCUGGUGCAGCAAAGUUAGUCGCAGAACAAAUGCUCCAAGAUACUGGUGCUGUUGCCAGUUCAUUAGCUGCUGAACUUUAUGGACUCGAUAUUCUUGCUGAAAAUAUUCAGGACGAAAAAGUCAAUGUCACCCGUUUUAUGAUGCUUGCUCGGGAACCUAUUAUACCUCGGGUUGAUAAACCAUUCAAGACUAGUAUUGUGUUUUCACUUGAAGAAGGACCUGGACAGCUCUUCAAGGCACUUGCAGUUUUUGCACUGAGGGAAAUCAACCUCACCAAGAUAGAAAGCCGUCCACACAAGAAAAGGCCUUUUCGUGUAGCUGAUGAUGCUUUCUCCACGCGAGUCAAGUACUUCGACUACCUGUUUUAUGUCGACCUUGAGGCGUCUAUGGCUGAUCCAAAAACUCAGAAUGCUCUCAGAAAUUUGGAGGAGUUUGCAACUUUUUUAAGAGUCCUGGGGAGCUAUCCUACAGACGUGAGCGAAGCUUGAAUAGCAAGUGCUUGCCGCAGAUCACAUGUUAGUGAUUAAUCAAUUGUGUGCCUUUCUCUUAAUCGGAUAAACAUCCGCCUUUGAUAGCUGCUGUUUGGUGUAAUGAAAUAAACAUAGUUCUCCAUUAUAGAGUCAGAAACAUGUAGCUCUCGGAGCAUAUUUCCUAGUA